CGGGGUCAGGGCAUUCCCGUUCGCCCCGCCCCGCCCCGCGGCCGGUGCGGUGCUGGAAGCCCGGGUCCUCCCGGAAGUGGCUCUGGCGUUUCUGUUGGGGUCCCCUCUACCCCGCUGCUGCUGAGGGCCGCGGAAGCGGCGGCAAUGGCGGAGGCGGCGCUGCUGCUGCUGCCCGAGGCGGCGGUGGACCGAGACGCUAGGGAAAAGCUGGCUCUCUGGGAUCGGAGACCGGACACGACGGCGCCGCUGACCGACAGACAGACGGAUUCGGUGUUGGAGUUGAAGGCGGCGGCGGAGAAUAUGCCCGUGCCGGCCGAGCUCCCAAUUGAAGACUUAUGCAGUUUAACAUCCCAGUCACUGCCCGUUGAACUGACUUCAGUAGUGCCUGAAUCUACAGAAGACAUUCUCUUGAAGGGUUUCACUUCCUUAGGAAUGGAAGAAGAAAGAAUUGAAACUGCACAGCAGUUUUUCUCAUGGUUUGCAAAACUACAAACUCAGAUGGAUCAGGAUGAAGGAACUAAAUAUAGACAGAUGAGGGAUUACUUGUCUGGGUUUCAGGAGCAGUGUGAUGCUAUAUUGAAUGAUGUAAACAAUGCUCUUCAGCAUCUGGAGUCUUUGCAGAAACAGUAUCUUUUUGUGUCCAAUAAGACAGGAACCUUACAUGAAGCCUGUGAACAGCUCCUCAAAGAACAGUCGGAACUUGUUGAUCUGGCUGAAAACAUUCAACAAAAGCUUUCCUAUUUUAAUGAAUUGGAAACGAUUAAUACAAAAUUGAAUUCUCCUACGUUGUCUGUGAAUAGUGAAGGAUUUAUACCUAUGCUGGCCAAGUUAGAUGAUUGUAUAACAUAUAUCUCAUCUCAUCCUAAUUUUAAAGAUUAUCCUGUAUAUUUGCUGAAGUUUAAGCAAUGUCUUUCUAAAGCUUUGCACCUCAUGAAGACAUAUACUGUGAACACACUACAGACCCUCACAAACCAGUUACUAAAAAGGGAUCCUUCAUCUGUUCCCAAUGCAGACAAUGCCUUCACACUAUUUUAUGUGAAAUUUCGAGCUGCUGCCCCCAAAGUCAGAACUCUUAUUGAACAAAUAGAGCAGCGAUCUGAAAAAAUACCUGAAUACCAGCAACUGCUAAAUGACAUCCACCAGUGUUACCUUGAUCAACGGGAGCUCCUUUUGGGCCCCAGUAUUGCUUGUACUGUCACAGAGUUAACCAGCCAAAAUACCAGAGAUCAUUGUGCCUUGGUUCGCAGUGGCUGUGCCUUUAUGGUCCAUGUUUGCCAGGACGAGCACCAACUUUACAAUGAAUUUUUCACAAAACCAACAUCAAAAUUAGAUGAGCUUCUGGAGAAACUGUGUGUGUCGUUGUAUGAUGUCUUCAGGCCACUGGUCAUUCAUGUUAUUCACUUAGAGACUCUUUCGGAGCUUUGUGGGAUUCUUAAAAAUGAGGUGCUUGAAGAUCAUGUACAGAACAAUGCUGAACAACUGGGGGCAUUUGCAGCUGGAGUCAAGCAGAUGCUGGAAGAUGUACAAGAACGACUCGUCUACCGAACCCAUAUCUACAUCCAGACAGAUAUCACGGGCUACAAACCAGCUCCUGGCGAUCUGGCGUAUCCGGACAAGUUGGUCAUGAUGGAACAAAUUGCACAGAGUUUAAAAGAUGAACAGAAAAAGGUACCGUCAGAAGCUUCAUUUUCAGAUGUUCGGUUAGAAGGAGAAUCUAACAGUCUGACAAAAUCUGGUUCAACAGAAUCCCUCAAUCCUAAACCACAGACCACAAUUUCUCCAGCAGAUCUUCAUGGAAUGUGGUAUCCUACAGUUCGAAGAACUCUUGUCUGUCUCUCCAAAUUAUACAGAUGCAUAGAUAGGGCAGUGUUCCAAGGAUUAUCACAGGAAGCGUUGUCUGCCUGCAUUCAGUCCUUACUUGGAGCAUCCGAGUCCAUCAGCAAAAACAAGACUCAGGUUGAUGGACAACUUUUCUUAAUUAAGCACCUUUUGAUUCUUCGUGAACAAAUUGCUCCAUUUCACACUGAAUUCACCAUUAAGGAAAUUUCCCUGGACCUCAAGAAAACUAGAGAUGCAGCAUUUAAAAUCCUGAACCCUAUGACUGUUCCAAGAUUUUUUAGGCUGAAUAGCAACAAUGCCUUGAUAGAGUUCUUGUUGGAGGGUACUCCUGAGAUAAGAGAACAUUACCUUGACUCUAAAAAAGAUGUGGACCGUCACCUGAAAUCAGCCUGUGAGCAGUUCAUCCAGCAGCAGACCGAGCUGUUUAUAGAGCCGCUGGAGCAGUUCAUGAUGAAGGUUUCAGCUUUAAAAACAAUGGCCAGUCAGGGAGGCCCUAAGUAUACACUCUCACAGCAGCCUUGGGCACAACCAGCAAAGGUCAAUGACCUUGUGGCAACUGCCUACAAGAUAAUAAAAACAAAGCUGCCUGUGACAUUGAGAAGUAUGUCCUUGUACCUGUCCAAUAAGGAUACUGAGUUCAUCUUGUUUAAGCCUGUUAGGAAUAAUAUUCAGCAAGUCUUCCAGAAGUUCCAUGCUCUGUUGAAGGAGGAAUUCAGCCCUGAAGACAUCAGUAUCAUUGCUUGUCCUUCUAUGGAGCAGCUGAGCCUCCUGCUGUCAGUUUCUAAAUAACCAGGCCAGUCAGGAGGAGCUGGCUGGAAGUCUUGCAGCCUGCAGGACACUGAGGAAUCGUAUGUGGGAAUGUCCCCAGAGCCACGAGUGUGCUGCUCAGUGCUGACCACAGAAUGAAAUAUAAGCAAACUGUUACAAGACUGGUAUUCUCCUUUGCAAGACAUCAAAAUGCCAAAGAUUAAUUUGGGAGUGGUGGUAACUGCCUCAUUUAAAUGGUCACAAG
Messenger RNA from Carlito syrichta (Philippine tarsier), 2851 nucleotides. RefSeq names its product component of oligomeric golgi complex 3 (gene COG3). Gene Ontology annotation, cellular component: cis-Golgi network; membrane; COG complex. Lineage: Eukaryota; Metazoa; Chordata; Mammalia; Primates; Tarsiidae. The record is from RefSeq and is a predicted model, not a curated record. The transcript is spliced from 23 exons. The coding region runs from base 145 to 2628 and encodes 827 amino acids. Gene Ontology annotation, biological process: intra-Golgi vesicle-mediated transport; intracellular protein transport; Golgi organization.